UGCCGAGGUUGAUUGCUCACGGAGGAGAUUGGGUUUUUUUCUAUUUCUUUUUCCUUUCAGGAUUUGAAAAAGAGAAAAGAACGCACAGCAGGCUGGGACGGUGAAGCGCCACCAGCUGGCCCCACGUGGACACCUCUGAGGGGAAAGGGAGUUGGAAGCGAGCUUGGUCCAGCUGGCCUCGAGGCCUCAACUUCUGCCGGACCUGGGUCAUGACUGUCACGCCGGGCCGGUGGAAGGCUUUACCUGUCCCCGGCUGGACUUGACCGCUGCCCUUCAGCGGCCGACGCUCCCCCCACCCACACACACUCCCCCGACACCUCGCUAGGCUCUGACACCCGUCUGCGACAUGGAUAAGUACGGCGACCUGGGCCUGGAGGCCAGUAAAUUCAUUGAGGACCUGAACAUGUACGAGGCCUCCAAGGAUGGACUCUUCCGAGUGGACAAGGGGGCAGGCAACAAUCCCGAGUUUGAGGAAACACGCCGGGUGUUUGCCACCAAAAUGGCCAAAAUCCACCUCCAGCAGCAACAACAGCUCUUGCAGGACGAGACCCUGCCCAGGGGGAGCCGAGGCCCGGUCAACGGUGGCGGCCCCCCGGGUCCAGAGGCCCGCCGGGAAGUCGGUGUGAGCAGCAAGCUGACCGUGGAUGGUGCAGCCAAGCCCCCUCUAGCUGCCUCGACAGUGGGUCCUGGGACAGCCACCUGCAUGGCCCCCGGGCAACCCUUGUACCCACCCCAGGAGCAGAGGGCCAGGCCCUUUGCCCGCAGCGCGAGCCAGGGCAGCCAGGACUGUGGCUCCAAGGAGAGCCUGGCAAGCUGGGAGAUGUCUGCCUUCCGCCAGGUGGGCCCCUGCGAGGAUCCUUCCUGCCUCACGCACGGAGACUAUUACGACAACCUCUCCUUGGCAAGCCCAAAGUGGGCUGAUGAACCAGGAGUGUCCCCCAGCGUCAGGCCGGGCGCAGGGAGUGGGUGGCCUGGCACCCCAGGGACUGACACACCACUGCCCAAACCCUCCAGGGACCAUCCCCUGUACCAGCCUCAGCUCUCCCCGAGCUCCAGCAAGUCAUUUGAGACCGGCCAGGAUGGUGGUGGUGGUGACCGUGGUGAUGAGAAGCCAGCUGGGCUUUGGACUACCGCCUCCUCCCAGCGGGUGAGCCCUGGCCUCUCUUCCCCAGGCCCGGAAAACGGGGCCCUCCUGGGGCCGCCUCAGCCCAGGCCCCCCUCUUUCUUAGCACCCUUGGCCCAGAGCUGCCCCAGCCAAGGAGCUCUUCCAAGAACAAACUCGGGGGUGGGGAGUGAGGCUUCAGGCACGAUGCCCAAACCCAUGGUGGACCCUCAACCCUGGUUCCAAGACGGACCCAAAUCUUACCUUUCUAGUUCUGCCUCAUCAUCCUCACCAACCAGCAUGGACAGUUUGCAGCUGGGUGCGGCCCCUGGGCUGGGUCCUAAGCCAGUCUGCACAGACCCUGGCAUUGGUCCCAAGCUCAGCCCCACCAGCCUUGUCCAUCCAGUGAUGUCCACUCCGCCUGAGUUAUGUUGUAAAGGUCCCCCAGGCUGGUCGUCAGAUGGCAGCCUGGGGCCUGGGCUCCCGGAGAGCCCCAGCCCCCCCAGGGUGAGGCUGCCCUGCCAGACCCUCCUCCCAGGCCCUGAGCUUGGGCCCUCAGCCGCCGAAUUGAAAUUAGAAGCCCUCACCCAACGUCUGGAGCGUGAAAUGGAUGCGCACCCGAAGGCCGAUUACUUUGGAGCCUGUGUGAAAUGCAGCAAAGGGGUGUUUGGGGCCGGCCAGGCCUGCCAGGCCAUGGGGAAUCUCUACCAUGACGCCUGCUUCACCUGUGCGGCUUGUGGCCGGAAGCUGAGAGGAAAAGCCUUUUAUUUUGUCAACGGCAAAGUGUUUUGUGAGGAAGACUUCCUGUACUCUGGGUUCCAGCAGUCUGCUGACAGGUGUUUUCUUUGUGGACAUCUGAUCAUGGACAUGGUGAGUAGGGUCAGUGGAACAAGAUGGCUCAAUGUGGGCUCCAGGACCUGCCUCCUAGAAACAGCACAAUAUGCAUUUUAUUGCCUCUUUGCUUCUCCCGGCAGGGUGCUGGCCCCCAAGUGUGCAGCCUGUGGGCUUCCCAUCCUUCCACCUGAGGGCUCAGAUGAGACCAUCCGUGUCGUGUCCAUGGACAGAGACUACCAUGUGGAGUGCUACCACUGUGAGGACUGCGGUCUGGAGCUCAAUGAUGAAGACGGUCACCGCUGCUACCCCCUGGAGGACCACCUGUUCUGUCACUCCUGCCAUGUCAAGAGACUGGAGCAAAGCCCCUCGUCUGCAGCUCUUCACCAGCACCGCUUCUAGCCGGAGCCACUCCCAGGCGUCCCGUGGGAGAUGACAAGACAUCUGCCUGUUAGUUCCAGCGGCCCCCGGGGCGGAGCCGGGGUCGGGGGUGGGAGAGGGGUUAGGCAGGUAAGUUUCUGCAUAUACGCCUGGGGUGCCUUUCCUUGAACCAGGGAGCUGAGCCCUACCUGUGUGGCAUGUGUAUUUUCCAAGUGCCUUUCUGCUCCGCAACGCCCUGUCACAUUACUCAGGAAGACACUCCAGCCGCGUGUGGCAUGUGACAGGGGAUCGCAUCCGUGCAGCCGAAGGCACUCUCCAGCCCCUCUCGGAUGGAAAGGGUCGCAGUGAGCGUGUUUCACAAUAUCCUCUGAAGACAGAUCUCAGCUGCCGAUCCAUGCAGCCCUCUCCUGUCCCUUGGGAAAAUUCCCACAUCCAGACGCUAUCCGCCCCCCCCCCGCCACCGCAUGCACGUACACAACAUGAUUUAAGACUGCAUCCAGACACGUGCGUGCGCACACACACACACACAGCAUUAUUUAAGACUUCCUGCCACCCCAGAGACUCAGUUCUUCUUUCGAAUGGUUGCACAUUUUCAUUGCAUUAUGGCAAGAGGGAAGCUCUCGCGGGUGCUAUCUUAGGAAGAAUUUGCUUACUAAACCAGAGCCAAGUUUUGAAAUGAGUGAGCCAGGCAGGGUUUCCUCCUGGUACGCUGACCGCGUUUUGUGUGCCCCUGCAAAUCUUCACUCCCUUAACGGCAGCUGGGAGCCCGAUGGAGAUUUGCCCUGUUCCAGCAAAGUGUGCUUUGGACCGAGGGCUUGGUGCAGGCCCCAGGCCCCCUUUGCCCAGCUGUUUACACUGUUUCUCUCUGGAGCUCUCGAGAGUCUGCGACUCCGGAGUCGCUCCCACAAAGGCAAGUCUCAGGAUCCCACGUGGGGACAUCUCUGUGCCUGUUUUAGCUUCUUUAAUGAACCACGGGGUUUGGGCCGUCCUGCCCACCUGCUGAGAACUAGCCCCCUUCUCCACGGGGGAGAGUGUGUGUGUGUGUGUGUGUGUGUGUGUGUGUGUGUGAUCUCUAAGCAGCACAGGAGGGGGUGCUUCCGGAUAGAUGAGUGUGUUCACCUCGCACGGCUCUCCCUCACCCAAUUCUGGGCACAGGCAGUGACGUGGGAAGAGACCCGUAUAAGGUACACUGCUCUUGUCUGGGUUUUCUUCUUGUUUUUAAUCGUCUCCCCCCGUUCUCAGUCUUCCACACACACAAAAUACCUCACAGAUAAGAGCUUCGCCAAACCGCAGAUGAGGCAUUUGGCCAUUGCACUGACCUCCCAGGCCUCCGUCGGGGCGUGCGGAGUCUCUGCCUCCACGCGGGCCAGACAGCAGCCGCUCCGGGCACGGGCUGCCAGUGGGUCGGAGGGCACGUGGGUGUUACUGCCCUGAUGCAGUUCAUCAGGCAGGUCCCCCCGGGGUGGGAGGGCCACGCACCGGCCGGAGUUCAAGGCCGCCUGUGCACUCAGGAAGCACGGCUGGCCCAGCCUGUCACACACUCCCGAGGCCGGACGUCCGUAUCCCUGGUAUUCCAAUGAAAAGAUGGUGUAACAGAAAAAUAAAAAAGAAGGCUGGCUGGCAUUUGCCCUCUCAGCCCGUGGGGAGGGCCCGCCGGAGGGCAGGGGCCGGCCUGGGAGUAUGGCACUGGCGUCGGCUGUCCGCCUCGUCACCUCACCCCCAGGGCAGCAGGGGGCCACGGAGGGUGGGCGGGGGGGGGGCGCGGAGCCCAAGGCACGUGGGACUCGCAGACUUGUCAGUGGGCCCGGCUCCCGACGCGAGGCCGCGCUUUGAUUCAUUGGGUAGCAGCUGCUCUAAGAUGUACAGAAUUGGCCCCGAGAGUUGUCUCCUGUUCUUAUAUUCACUCUGUUAGAUGGCCAGAUGUCACUUCAGCCCAGGCUGUGGGCUUUCGUCGAUUCUGUGGCACAGGCCAAGCCUCCAGAAGCCCGUGGAUACGUGCGGCCGGGGGAGUGAACCUUGGGGCUGAACCCCUCUCUUCCCGGAGUCCCCAGCUCGGCUCUGGCAAGGCUGGCCGGGACGGGGCGGGGGGGGGGGUGUCUUCACUUGGCUUUGCCAACCGAGGAACGUUUCUGGCCUUGCUGACCCACCUUUGCUGCCCUUGCGAGUCCAGCAAAAGUGCAGAAAAUUGCCCGAGAGCAACUGCCAGAAACGGACUUGUUUGCAAAUUGGGCAACUAGUUUUUUAAAAAAUCUGUGAUUAAUUUUUUAAAUGAUAUGUUUUAAGUGGCCUUGAUGGAGGUGAUUCAGAUAAUCUGCAAAUACGGUGUUUUCUACUGUUGAGGAAAGAACAAUAAGAGACUUUCCAGAAGCCCAAGAAAUCGGGGCGGCGAGUUGUAGGAAUCUCGCGCCAGUUCUGUUUCUCAGGCUCUGGCGCUAAAGCCACGAGGGAGAUGGGUCACCUGCGUGGUAUCUUAGAUAUUCUGUAAGCUGUUAGCCAAACAGAAUUGUAACGGGGUUGUAUUUAUAGGCACCUAGAAAGGAGACACAAGGACCCGGUAGACCAGGAGGAAUUCGUUUCUUUUAAAAGGUAGAGCGGAUAGCCCUUCCUGAGUUCCCUAGAUAGCUCUUGGACUUAGAUAAACAAGGAGAAUUAAGGUCUGAUGGCAGACCCCAAGGCCAGCCUCCAGUCUUCCCCCCUCCCCCGCCUCAUUUGGCCCAUAGUUUUUCCCUCCCCCCAGCGAGGACCAUUCAAAAGCUGCCAGGGGGGUCUGAGGAAAGCCAAUGACCUGGUUUGGCCUGCCCUUCUCUCUCUCAUGUUCUCCCACCUGCGGCUGGGGAAAGAGUGACGCGGUCACCUCUCACCGUGGGAGGGCAUUACGCCCUGUCUGGGUCAUUGCCCGUACAUGGCAACAGGACUUCCCACUUCUCCGUGGUCAGUGCUCGAGUGAGAGCCUCUUUCGGCCGAGUCCACUGAGGUGGGGCCACCAACCACGUGUGCAGGACUUGACCCCACACCAACCUUGUUGCAGGACGCACUCGUUGCAACGCUGUCUGCCAGGAAACCCAAGUUCUUUGUAGUCUCCUCCGUGCCAGGAAUCAGUUCUCAUUUCCAGGUUAUUUGAAGUCAGUCUUAAAAGGAGUAGAAUACAAUGAGUAAAAUAUAUUAGCUAUCGUUCUGAGCCGGAACUGGACAGAUGUGGGAAAUUUCCGUAUAGUGUGUGAAAAUUUCACCAUGCAGGGAAAUUAUUUUUCUCUGUAUCUCUUCUUUUCCUAUAAAAAUUAUUCAAAAUUGUACUGUUACUAUAAAUUCUUCCAGCUAUUGUUACUACAGAAUUACUCAGAAUUGUACUGUUGCUAUAAGAUUAUUCAAAAUAUCAUGCCAAUAAACUGCAUCAAUUUGUAGACGAUUAAAGUGCUCUCCAACACAA
Molecule: messenger RNA, 5741 nt
Organism: Leptonychotes weddellii (Weddell seal)
Lineage: Eukaryota; Metazoa; Chordata; Mammalia; Carnivora; Phocidae
Source: RefSeq, a predicted model, not a curated record